Molecule: messenger RNA, 2960 nt
Organism: Trametes versicolor FP-101664 SS1
Lineage: Eukaryota; Fungi; Basidiomycota; Agaricomycetes; Polyporales; Polyporaceae
Product: Cas1p-domain-containing protein
Exons: 6
Coding region: 263-2872 (869 amino acids)
Source: RefSeq, a predicted model, not a curated record
CGCACGCUCUCUGCUUUCUCUCUCUUGCUGCUCGUAGACGCUUCACGCCCACCUUAGCUGCCUAAUCAUACGUCUAAAUCUGGCUCCGCAGCACUCCGUAGCAUACGGCACAGAGACGUGAAGCCUGUGCCUUCCCUCCAAGUGUCAUCAAGUUCGGGUUCGCUUGGAUAUACUUCGCCGCGCCAGCAGGCCCCGCCUACCAUUUGUUUGUGCGCGACGCUCCCUAUAGGACCCGCGCAAGUCCUGCGGACGACACGACGUCAUGCCUUCCAGGCGCUUCCAGUUCUCGGUCAACCCGCUGUGGCCACACUACCUCUCAUGGGCAUGCGUCGGGAUAGCGACCUUGGUCGGGCUCGUGAGAUAUGGACUCCUGGACCGAACCGACCCUAUGCAUUGUAAUGCCUUGCUUACCGAAGGUCGGUGGCUGGACACGAAGUUCAAGAAUUGGCAGCCAGAUGGCUGUAUGCUGUACCAGUAUAAGCCCGCCGAUGUGGCGUCGUGCAUGGCUUCAAAACGCGUGGUCUUUGUCGGCGACUCCGUGACCAGACAGCUGUUCUUCCAGUUCGCGCAUGUACUUGACCCAAGCCUCCCUACCGCGCCGCCGGACGACGAGCAAAAGCACGCGGACUACCGGUACAUCUCGUCGAAGUCCGAUGUCCAGCUACAAUUCUUCUGGGACCCGUACCUCAACUCAACCCACACCCACGCUCUCCUCCAUCCUAGUGCGCGAGAUGCUCUGCCCUCGAACACACCGGCUCUACUCGUCUUUGGUUCCGGCCUCUGGUAUCUCCGCUACGCCGACUCGGGCGGUCUACCGGCCUGGGAAGCCAAGAUGGAGUCUACUCUCGCCGCUCUAACGCAGGUGCCUUACCCUCUUGCGGACGUGGUCGCAGUACUUCCAGUCGAAGACGUCGUGCCUUCGAAGCUUAGCCGGGAACGUGCGGCUUCGAUGCAGGCUUCCGACAUCGACGCCAUGAACUCGGACCUCUUGCACAGAAUCAGCCCUCCUGCGUCACGCGACCCCUUCGCGUUCCUCCCCGGUCCCUCGCGAGGCCGCCCUGGCCUGCCGAUUGCAUUGCCGCUAGUGUUCAACACGAUGUUGCAUCCGUCGCAGACGGAAGAUGGUCUGCAUUUCUCUGACCUCGUGGUCAGCAUGCAAGCACAGAUGUUGUUGAACCUGCGGUGCAACGACAUCCUUCCGAAGACGUUCCCGCUCGACAAGACGUGCUGCCGUCGGUACCCGUGGCCAUCCGUGCUCCAUCUUCUAGUGCUAGCAGGAGCCUUCCUGUGGGCGCCUGCUAAUUGGCUCAUUGCCCGUCGUUUCAGCCCGCAGUCUUCUGGAAUGCCGCUAAUCCGGGACGAUGAAGUCUCCGGUCUGGCACUGAGCUUCGCAGCGGCGCUCAUAUAUGUAGCGGAUCGUACAGGCUUCUGGCUGAAGGAGCAGAAGCAGUUUGACCCGUGGACGUUCGGCUUCUUGGCACUUCUGAGUCUCGCUGCGGGGUUGCUUUCUGUUAAGCGUGCCGACAACGACCUUGGUUUCCUGAAUAGGGAGCAGACAGAUGAGUGGAAAGGGUGGAUGCAAAUUGCCAUUCUCAUCUACCACUACACCGGCGCGUCGAAGAUAUCCGGAAUCUACAACCCCAUCCGUGUGCUUGUUGCGGCCUACUUGUUCAUGACUGGCUACGGCCACACUACGUUUUAUGUCAAGAAGGCAGACUUCGGUCUUUUGCGCGUUGCUCAGGUUUUGGUCCGCUUGAACCUGCUGACGCUGCUCCUGGCGUACACCAUGAACACCGACUACAUCUCCUACUACUUCGCACCGCUGGUCUCGCAAUGGUACCUGAUCAUCUACGGGACUAUGUUCUUGGGCUCGAAGUACAAUGACCGCACUAUCUUCCUGAUCACGAAAAUUCUGCUUUCUAUGGGGGUCGUGACAUGGUUCAUGAGCGAGCCCUGGCUGCUGGAGGCCGUUUUCCAGUUCCUCGCGCGUUUCUGCAACAUCCAGUGGUCGGCACGCGAGUGGGCCUUCCGCGUCAACCUCGACCUCUGGAUCGUAUAUUUUGGAAUGUUCGCGGCCAUCGCCGUCAUGAAGGUUCGCGAACACCGUAUCACCGACCAUCCCCGGUGGCCCCUCGUCGUCAGGUCCGCCGCCGUCUUGUCCGCGGUCGUCCUGCUCUGGUUCUUCUCGUUCGAGCUGGCUCAGGCCGACAAGUUCGCGUACAACCUCUGGCACCCGUACGUCUCCUUCCUACCGGUCGGCGCGUUCGUCGUACUGCGUAACGCGAACGCGAUCCUCCGCUCCGGCUCAUCACGCGUAUUCGCGUUCAUCGGCACCUGCUCCCUCGAGACAUUCAUUAUCCAGUACCACCUAUGGCUCGCCGGCGACACCAAGGGCAUCCUCAUCAUCCUCCCGGGACGGCAUAUGCGACCGCUCAACCUGCUGCUCACGACCAUUAUCUUCAUCUACAUUUCCCACCUUGUCGCGAAGGCCACCGGGGAGAUCACGAACUGGAUAUGCGGGAAGGCGAAGGCGUCUUCGCUGCCGACAACGCAGCCCGCCAAUCCGCCAAGACCACCGCCUCCACCACCAGAGUCGGAGGAGGGGCAGGAGGUCAUCUUCAUGGUUCCUCAGGACGGUGACGAGGAGCCCAGGAAAGACAACGACGGGAACCCCAUCCCCCGCGAGCCUGAUACACCCGCGCGGCCACCGCGUCGAUGGUUGGAUCGGCUGGCCGAGGGCUCACCAACACCGGCGCAGCCUUCGCCCGGCUUCCGCGUGUGGUAUGGCGAGUCUGAGUGGACACCGGGGCUUCGUACGAAGCUUCUGAUAGGAUUGGGAGGGAUGUGGUUGCUGAACAUUAUGUGGCCAUAGAUAAUAAUGGACAUACCGCUAGAUAUACACAUUCGUUGUAGUCGUGCUCGAUAGAUAGGAUUGCGGAACAUAAUAAUUGCUUCAAGAC